AUGUCGCCGGCCGGCUGGCUCUUCUCGCUGGCUACCCCUCGUCUGAUCGUCUCCCGUAUGCAGACGGAGGAGAAGCUAGGUGUUUUCCGAGAGAUCCUUCUCAAGCUGCCGACCAGGGACGUGAGCCGCUGCCGCUGCGUCUCCAGGCUCUGGCGCGAUGUCGUCGCCGACCCCACUUUCCGCAAACUCCACGCCGAGGCCGAGGUCGCCGCCAAAGUCCCCGUCGCGUCGGAGGCCUUGCUUGUCAUGGAGACCCGCGAGGAUUGCAAGCCCGACGAGGCCAGUUUCUUCUGCGUCUCCUCGUCCAAGACAACGCCCAUGCCCCACCGGGUCGUCAUCCCCAGUGGCUACGGCCUCUCCAGCGUGUGCAAUGGCCUGCUUUGCUUCGCCCUCGACUCCGCCACCGAGGUGCCGGCGUUCGUCUGCAACCCUCUUACCGGCGAGACGGCGAUCCUUCCCAAGGUGUCAUCCGCGUGGCUCCCGGACGACCCUAACAUCUACCAUCAGUUCGCUUUGGGGUUCAGCCCUUCCACCAAGGAGUACAAGCUGUUUCGGUUCUUCACCUCGCCACCCGAUCCUGAAGGCGGGUGUCUCAGCGAGAUCGAGCAGGCGUGUGCACGUUAG
Aegilops tauschii subsp. strangulata is the source of this 624-nucleotide messenger RNA. RefSeq names its product F-box protein At5g65850-like. The record is from RefSeq and is a predicted model, not a curated record. Gene Ontology annotation, molecular function: protein binding. NCBI's taxonomy places the organism in Eukaryota, Viridiplantae, Streptophyta, Magnoliopsida, Poales, Poaceae.